AUGUCAUUCCAAUUAUCAAGUUUACCGGAAGUGAAAAGUCCCGAUAAAGUAUGUACAGUUCAACAGUGGUACCGACAAAAUCACACAUUAAAAAUAAAUAUGGUGCAAUACUUUUUACUUAUUCUGGCAACGGCAUGCCUAACAUCAGCGUAUCCUAAAGAAGGUCCUACAGAAAACAAUAAUCAACAAUAUCAACAAAGGCCGGUGUUCGUUCUUUUAGAUCAAACUCUUCAAGACCAACUGUACGCACAACAAAUUCAAAAUGAAGUACGAGUUAAAGCACCGCUACAAGAAAUACAACAACCUCGAAUUCAGGAACUUCAACAACCUCGCAUUCAAGAGCAACCUCAAUUAGAACAGCAGCAAAUUUAUGCACCAGGAGGUUUUCAAUAUGGAGAUCCGCAGCUUCAAUAUCCUGGUUAUAAUCAACAAGCAUUUCCAAGAAUUCAACCAUCUAUUCUUCUCUACGGGGCCGGAGGGCAAGGACAACCCAUCUUGAUCAACCCAGGAAACCCACCAGGCAAUUUCUUGGUACCUCAACAGCCCGGCGUUGUUUAUAGAAACAAUCCUCAAAAUCCUGUCUUCGUAGGAGGAUAUCCCAAUCCAAAACCUGCGCAUAUUCCUCCAAUCGAAAAGGAUGCUGAAGAGAUUCCAACCAAUCCUGCCAACAUUCCUCCAUUUCAAUCUAAGCCUAGUGAAAGCAAACCUGAAAAACUAGAAACAUUCACUGAAGACAAUUUCGCCUCUUUUCCAAAACCAGCCGGUGAAGCCGGCGGUAUAGACGAAGUUGAUAGGCGACAACCACCUCAACAGGUACCAAACAACAACAAUCUCAAACCAGGUCAACGAUUUUUUAUUCUUAACGGACAGCCACUGUAUCAAAACUAUCCUCUGAACUAUCCAGAAAUUCCAAACUUUGGAUUCCAGCAGAUCGAACAGCCCUUCCAGCAACUUCAAAGUGAACCGAGGGAGCAAGAAUUCAAUAAUUAUAAUAUUCCUGUGCAAACGGUUUUAUUGAGAAAUUCCGGCCCUGUUGAUCAACCACAAAACAUAGCUCAAAAUGCUCAAUCUGCACCGCAACAACUUUUCCCCGCAUUCAACCAACAAAAUAUUCCUCAAGAAUCAUAUUUUAGAACAAGUUUACCGACUGGUGUAUCAGAUAUUAAUAGCGGAAUCCCUAUUGGACAAUUUAGGUUUUCUUCUCCAAAUGGACCUUACUUCCCAUCACAAGAUGAGAUUGACAACGAUUCUGUAGUAAUAAAUGCUAACUUUGGUGAUUCCAGCUUAAGCGAUGCAGUAGCUACCCAAUCAGAUCCAACUGUACCGGCAGCAAAAUCUCCCGAACCAGGUACCGCCCAAGCAGCACCCGGAGCUAUCGCCUUAGCCGGUCCUGGAGGCAUAGCAGGAGCCGCUCCAAGAGGCACUGCAUUGGCAGGAAAAGGUGGCUUGGCAGUUUCAAGUCCGCAAGCAACAGCCAUUGCAGGAACGAAGAAAGAAGAGAAGGCGGAAAAAGCAGAUAAAGAAAAGCCAGACAAGCAAGAAAGGAAAACAACCAGAAAGCCAAAAAAUUGA
Diabrotica balteata is the source of this 1572-nucleotide messenger RNA. The record is from the annotation of a GenBank genome assembly. NCBI's taxonomy places the organism in Eukaryota, Metazoa, Arthropoda, Insecta, Coleoptera, Chrysomelidae.